AUGGGAAACCAGGAUGGGAAGCUGAAGAGGAGCGCAGGUGAUGCUUCCCACGAAGGCGGCGGCGGCGGCGGCGCCGAGGAUGCUGCGCGGCCCAGGGAUGCGGAAACCACAAAGAAGGGGAGCGGGAGCAAGAAGGCGCUGGGCAAGCACGGCAAGGGGGGAGGGGGCGGCGGCGGGGAGCCGGGCAAGAAGAAGAGCAAGUCGGAUUCCAGAGCCUCGGUGUUUUCCAACCUGCGGAUAAGGAAGAACCUUUCCAAGGGGAAAGGGGCCAGCGACUCCCGCGAAGAUGUGCUGGAUUCUCAGGCCCUGCAGAUCGGGGAGCUGGACAGCGCUCAGUCCCUGGUUACUAAGACUCCGGACCUCAGCCUCUCGGCCGAGGAGACGGGCCUGUCGGAUACAGAGUGUGCGGACCCCUUUGAGGUGACCCGUCUAGGUAGCCCUAGGCCGGCCCAGGCUAGGGAAGGGGUCCAGGCGGUCGCAGAGGAUUUGGAAACUGCGGCAGGGGCUCAGGAUGGACAAAGGACCAGUUCUGGCUCGGACACGGACAUCUAUAGCUUCCAUUCGGCUACGGAGCAGGAGGAUUUGCUUUCCGACAUCCAGCAGGCAAUCCGCCUGCAGCACCAACAGCAGCACCAGCAGCAGCUGCUGCUCCAAGACUCAGAGGAGCCCGCAGCGCCCCCCACUGCCGCCUUCCUGGGCCUGGAUGGGUUCCUGCUGGGACCCAGCGGCGGAGUUGUUGGGGAGGCCCCGGGCCGCGGGGACGUCGCCGAUCAGACCUCGUCCGCGCUCUCCGCCUUGCCGGAGAGCCAGCUCAGCGAGCCCCCCGCGGCGCGCGAGCCCCCGGCCUCCCCGCGAGACCGCUUCGCCUCCGAGGCGCUCAGCUUCUCCACCGCCCAGUCGGCCGCCGCCGACUCCCCCUCGUCCGCUGCCUUCGCGUUUCCCGAGGCUGGGGCUGGCGAGGAGGCAGCCGGAGCCCUCGUACCCGGGGCUGGGGACACAGACGAGGAGGGCGAGGAGGAUGCUUUUGAGGAUGCUCCCCGAGGCUCUCCCGGAGAGGAGUGGGGCCCAGAGGUGGCCGAGGCCCCGCAGAGGCUGGAAGAAGAGCCGGAGGAGCGCACCCCAGGCCCCGCUCUCCCCGCAGCCGCCUCUCUGCCCAGUAGCCCCGCGCCCAGCCCGCGCUGCUUCAAGCCCUACCCGCUCAUCAACCCCUGCUACAUCAAGACCACCACCCGGCAGCUCAGCUCCCCCAACCACUCCCCCUCCCAGUCCCCCAGCCAGAGCCCCAGGAUCAAGAGGCGCCUGGAGUCCGCCCUGAGCCGAGGCUCCAGGGCUGGCUUGGCCUCUGUGGCAGCCCCGGCUAAGAAGCACCGGGUGGACGGCGGCCUGGCCGGGGGACUCAGCCGCUCCGCAGACUGGACGGAUGAGCUGGGCGCCCGCGCGCCUGGGGCCGGAGGCUCCGCGCACCUGCUGGGGCGCGGGGCGACAACGGAUCCCAGCGGUGGCGGGUCCCCGGCUCUGACGGCCACGGCGACUGGGACGCCAGCGACGGCGGAUGGCUUCCAAAACGUGUUCACAGGGCGAACUCUGUUGGAGAAGCUGUUUAGCCAGCAGGAGAACGGGCCUCCCGAAGAAGCAGAGAAAUUUUGCUCGCGGAUCAUCGCCAUGGGUCUUCUACUUCCUUUUAGUGACUGCUUCAGGGAACCAUGUAAUCAGAACGCUGGGUCAAGUUCAGCUCCCUUUGAUCAAGAUCAACUGUACACCUGGGCUGCAGUUAGUCAACCCACACAUUCACUGGAUUACAUAGAAGGGCAGUUUCCCAGGCGAGCCCCAUCUAUGUGGCCACCAUCAAGACCUCCUGAAGAACAACUCAAGGCCAAGGAUGUUGAAACAGAAACUCAGUCUGCAGUUUUGGAAAGUCCAAAAAAUGGUUCAAAUGCUGUCCAGCAGGAAGUUUUUGACACAAAGUCGGAAGGACAGGCAACUGUCAUUCAGCAGCUGGAACGCACCAUUGAAGAUCUGCGGACCAAGAUAGCUGAACUGGAGAAGCAGUACCCCGUACCAGAUAUGGAGGUGACCAGUAGCCAUCAAGGGGUUGAGAAUGGAGUCACUCCUUCAGAUCUUGUCUGUCUGGAAGCUCUCAGAAUAGAAGGGAAGGAUUUGCAGCAGCCGAGAGUUUUAGAGGCAAAAUCAAUACAGACGUCUCCAACAGAAGAAGGUGGGGGACUGCCUUUGCCACCAGGGAAUGCACUGCAUGGUCUUCCAUGCCCACCCGCGACUGGAGAUUUACCUGCUGGACCUCAAACAAAAUUCUGCUCAGAGAUUUCUUUGCUUGUGUCUCCAAGACGGAUAUCAGUACAGUUUGACUCCCAGCAGUCCACACCAACUGUAUCCCAGCUUCUACCACCAACAUCUCCUCAAGGGACAAAUGGUCAGGGUCAGCCUGGGUCACUGCUGUCCCACCCUUCUCUUCACACUGAAGGUGGAACCAGCCAUGAUCACUCUGUUUCUUCUUCCUUGGAAAAUAGAUGUACUGUUCCACCUCCACCGCCUCUGCCUUCCAUGGAGUCCUCUAGUUCCAUGCCUGGCUUGAACGUGGCUACGUCUGCUCCCCCCUCCAUCUCAGAUGGGACAGUGCCUGUUCUGCCCAGUACAGCAAUCCCCCAAACCCCCCCUCUGCCUGGUACUCAAAUGCUGCCACCCACUCCUCCUCCUCUCCCGGGAAUGGGAAUACCUCAUCCUCCUCCUCUCCCAGGAACGUGUGUACCCCCACCCCCACCCCUCCCUGGAGUGGAAAUACCACCUCCCCCUCCCCUCCCUGGAGUAGGAAUACCCCCUCCUCCUCCUCUCCCUGGAAUGGAAGUCCCUCCGCCUCCCCCUCUCCCUGGAGUGGGAAUACCCCCUGCUCCCCCUCUCCCUGGAGUGGGAAUACCCCCUGCUCCCCCUCUCCCUGGAGUGGGAAUACCCCCUGCUCCCCCUCUCCCUGGAGUGGGAAUACCCCCUGCUCCCCCUCUCCUUGGAGUGGGAAUACCUCCCCCUCCCCCUCUCCCUGGAGUGGGAAUACCCCCACCUCCCCCUCUCCCGGGAAUGGAAGUACCUCCGCCUCCCCCUCUCCCUGGCAUGGGGAUACCCCCUCCUCCUCCUCCUCCUCCUCCUCCCUUGCCUGGAGUGGGGAUACCCCCUCCCCCUCCUCUCCCUGGAGUGGGAGUACCUCCCCCUCCCCCUCCCCCUCUCCCUGGAGUGGGAAUACCCCCACCCCCUGCUCUCCCUGGAGCUGCAGUUCCUCCACCUCCUCCUUUGCCAGGUAUGGGGAUUCCACCUGCUCCCCCUCCCCCUGGGUCAGGAAUACCUCCACCCCCACCCCCUCCUCUGCUCCCUGGAUCAGGACCUACACUCUCCCCACAAGUUGGGAGUAGCACUUUAUCAGCACCACAAGUGUGUGGAUUUCUUCUUCCUCCUCUGCCCACUGGCUUGUUUGGGUUUGGGAUGAGUCAGGACAGAGGGAGUAGGAAGCAGCCAAUAGAGCCUUGUCGGCCAAUGAAGCCUCUUUAUUGGACAAGGAUUCAACUCCACAGUAAAAGAGACUCCAGUCCUUCACUCAUUUGGGAAAAAAUUGAAGAGCCAUCUAUAGAUUGUCAUGAAUUUGAAGAAUUAUUUUCAAAAACUGCUGUAAAGGAGAGAAAGAAACCUAUUUCUGAUACAAUUUCAAAGACGAAGGCUAAACAAGUUGUCAAGUUAUUAAGCAAUAAAAGAUCACAAGCAGUUGGAAUUUUAAUGUCCAGUCUUCAUUUAGAUAUGAAAGACAUACAGCAUGCUGUUGUGAACUUGGACAAUUCUGUGGUUGACCUGGAGACACUUCAAGCUCUUUAUGAGAAUAGAGCUCAGUCAGAUGAACUGGAAAAAAUUGAAAAGCAUGGCCGAUCUUCUAAAGACAAGGAAACUGCCAAGUCUCUGGACAAACCUGAACAGUUCCUUUAUGAGCUGUCGCUCAUCCCCAACUUUUCAGAGCGGGUCUUUUGCAUCCUCUUUCAGUCCACAUUUUCAGAAAGUAUUUGCUCAAUUCGUCGCAAGUUAGAAUUACUCCAGAAAUUGUGUGAGACAUUAAAAAAUGGCCCCGGGGUGAUGCAAGUCCUGGGUUUGGUUCUUGCAUUCGGCAACUACAUGAAUGGUGGCAAUAAGACUCGGGGUCAGGCAGAUGGCUUCGGAUUAGACAUUCUUCCAAAGCUGAAAGAUGUGAAGAGCAGUGAUAACAGCAGGAGCCUUUUGUCAUACAUUGUUUCAUAUUACCUUCGAAAUUUUGAUGAGGAUGCAGGAAGAGAACAGUGUGUCUUCCCACUGCCAGAACCUCAGGACCUUUUUCAAGCAUCCCAGAUGAAGUUUGAAGACUUUCAAAAAGAUCUCCGAAAGCUAAAGAAAGACUUGAAAGCCUGUGAGGUGGAAGCAGGAAAGGUGUACCAGGUCUCUUCAGAAGAGCACAUGCAGCCCUUCAAGGAAAACAUGGAGCAGUUCAUCAGUCAAGCUAAAAUUGACCAAGAAGCAGAGGAGACUUCCUUGACAGAGACACAUAAGUGCUUUUUAGAGACUACAGCCUAUUUUUUCAUGAAACCAAAAAUUGGAGAGAAGGAGGUUUCCCCAAAUGUUUUCUUCAGUAUCUGGCAUGAAUUCAGUUCCGACUUUAAAGACUUUUGGAAGAAGGAGAACAAGCUUAUUCUGCAAGAGAGAGUAAAAGAAGCUGAAGAGGUGUGUAGACAGAAAAAAGGAAAAUCACUUUAUAAAAUAAAACCAAGGCAUGACUCUGGAAUUAAAGCAAAGAUAAGCAUGAAAACAUGAAUUCUGACAGCAAAACGAAACAGUCACAACAGCCACUUCUCCAAAAUUCAUCUGACUUGAGGAUGGGAAGCAAAUCACAUCACUCUGAUAAUUUUUCUUCUUAACUUCCUGCAUAAUAUUUGUAUUUCCUAGGCAGUUCACUGAUUAUUGAAUUUUACUGUAUGUUCAU
Molecule: messenger RNA, 4996 nt
Organism: Dipodomys spectabilis (banner-tailed kangaroo rat)
Lineage: Eukaryota; Metazoa; Chordata; Mammalia; Rodentia; Heteromyidae
Gene: Fmn2
Product: formin 2
Exons: 18
Coding region: 1-4827 (1608 amino acids)
Biological process (GO): intracellular transport
Cellular component (GO): nucleus; cytoplasm; endoplasmic reticulum membrane
Source: RefSeq, a predicted model, not a curated record